AUGACAGAAGAUAUUCUCUCGCAGAUUAUUUCCAAUGAAGGGCACAACAUGGGACAGCGCGAAAUCGAAGACAAAAUGCGAAAAUACGAGCUCUCUCAAAACACGCUAUUCUCCGGAAUCUACGUCACCCAGAAGAAGCCAGACAGCAACGAAAACAGAAUGGAAGAAGAACCAUCAGAAGAUCAGGAGCAAAAUGAGCUGAGCGAAGAACUCGUCGAAGAUCUUCGAAAAAGAAUUAAAGCCGCCGGUGGCAUUGAAAAUGUUCAGUUCACGUUUUAA
This is a messenger RNA of Oikopleura dioica, 279 nucleotides long. NCBI's taxonomy places the organism in Eukaryota, Metazoa, Chordata, Appendicularia, Copelata, Oikopleuridae. The record is from the annotation of a GenBank genome assembly.